Messenger RNA from Capsella rubella, 1707 nucleotides. Its product is annotated as protein MODIFIER OF SNC1 11. Gene Ontology annotation, biological process: poly(A)+ mRNA export from nucleus. The coding region runs from base 80 to 730 and encodes 216 amino acids. The transcript has 6 exons. Lineage: Eukaryota; Viridiplantae; Streptophyta; Magnoliopsida; Brassicales; Brassicaceae. Gene Ontology annotation, cellular component: nucleus. The record is from RefSeq and is a predicted model, not a curated record.
CACAAAAAAAAAAUAAAAAAAAUCUCACGAAUCUCUCUAUCUCUCCCUAAGAGCGUAUUUCGAACGGAGCUACGAUUCCAUGGCGAGCAAUGGAGACAAGGUCACGGCUACGAUUGAGAAUGGCAAAGGGCUUUCUACUGGUGAUAAGCCUACGAAAAUUGUAGACCUCAACACUGUGGAGCCAGAUCGUACUGAUGAGUUUCUCGACGGAGAAGUUAAGGGUUUCUCUGAUUCCGGUGAUGUUUCUGCUGAGAAGAAGGACGAAGCUGACUCUAAUGCUAUUGGGUCGAUUGCUGGGGAUAUCUCUCCGGUCGAUGAUAUUCAGAAGAAGAUUCGACGUGCUGAGAGGUUUGGGGUUUCUGUGAAGCUUACCGAAGAGGAGAAGCGCAAUUCUCGUGCUGAGAGGUUUGGAACUGUGGCAGCAGCAGCAGCAGUAGCGGUGAAUGGCACUGAGGGAACGAAGAAAGCUGAGGAAUUGAAGCGAAAGGCUAGAGCUGAUAGGUUUGGGGUUUCUGCUGCAACCCCUACUGUUGGUAACACUGAGGAAGAGGCAAAGAAGAAAGCUAGGCUAGAACGUUUUGGGAAAGAGACUAAAGUUGAUUCGGCUGAAGAAGAUAAACGCAAAGCUAGAGCAUUGAGGUUUUCAAAAGAGGCUUCGGAUUCAUCUUCAGAUUUACCUGGAAAGCAAAAUAUUGGCAAGGAGGCAGCUGUAUCAGGCAACGCUGCCUAAGGUUCCUGAAUAAAGUAUCGUUUGUCUUUGUAGUUAGGUAGUGUACUAGCGUUUUAUGAUUUCCCUCUCUGGCUGCUUCAUUCUCUCUUUAUUUCUGAAUUAGAAGUCUCCGUGUGUGUAUUUAAGAAGUUCAAAGUUUGGUCGUGGAGGAAGGUUUUGCGGUCUCUCGUUCGCUCAGAUGGACGGAAGCCAAGCUGUCACCAAAUGAGAUCUUGAGAAACCAACAAGUAACCUAUAGUUCUGAUUGUCUUAAAAUGGCAAUUAUUAAUGUGUUAGGACCUAGGAAUUCUGAAGUGGCUGGUAUUGACCUUUUCCAUGUUGCAGGUUCUUGAAGUGGUAAGUAUAGCUUUGGUAACAUUUUGAUUUCAUUUAAAUAUCUGUGGAUGGUCCUUUUAAUAUUGCAUAUUCGUAUCAAGCACAACAGCAGCAAUAGAUAAUCUUUAUCGCAUGCAGCAAAUAGUUAAGGAAAGAGUUUUUUUUUGGUGUGUUGAAGGCUAUUUAUAAAUUGUAAGUGUUGAUUACUGGAGUUGUGCCAAUUCGUCUUCUUGAAACAAUAAGUCUAUUUUAUCAUAGUCAGUGGUUACUAAAGUUAGCUGGUUUACUGCUGUUGUGUGCUUGAUUGCGAAUAAUGCAUGCUAAAUGGAUCCCAUAACCUUGAAUCGUUUUUUGGUUGCUUAUUUUCAUGACAUCUCAAGCUGCUACUUCAGAAUUCCUUUGUCAUUUAAGACAUUAUUAGAACUAUAGAGGUACGUGUUGGUUUCCAUUUCUCCGGUCUCUAUGGCAGUGAAGAAAAGAGAGCCUCAGAUUAUGAAUCUAUGUUCGCUGGACUGGAACUUUGUUUGGCUUUCUGUUGCUACACAACCUCUUUUGUUUCUGUAAUAGUUUAGAUAAAACUUUGUUGAUACUUGCUUUCUGAUAAUUUUGAAUGAAGCGCCAGAAAACUUUUAUAAAGGGGAAUGUAAUGUUUAGUUUUGAUA